GUGAACAGAGGCAGAAAAGGCAACCUCAUGCUCCCCAUUUCAAGCCUAUUUCAGAAACAUUUAUAGCAACAGUUUGAAGAAAACAGCAAAGGGGAAACAAGGCUUUAUAUUCUCUAUGACUAUGAGAUAAAACUGGUACAUCUGUCUAGUUUUCUGCACAGCAGGGCUUUCUCUACUGCAUAGACAUACCAGAACAUUUUCCAGGGAUGUCCACGCUACCUCUGGAUUUGAAUUAUGUUCCAGUCACCGGUCUGGAACAGGCUGAAGAUGAAUUCAGUCACUCACCUGAGUCUUUGACCCCCCCCAGGAGGCAGUCAUGUGGGCAUGUGAAGUUUUCUCGCAGCCUCUCCAAGUCAGACUUGGACUUACUGGCUCCCUGUGAAGAGAAUGUAGCUCUGGGUGAAAAGACCAAGUGCAAGAUCAAGUGCUGGAUGGAGAGGACACACAUAGAUCGACUGUCCUCACUUACUGCUGAUUGGGAAGAGAUUGAGAAGAUCAUGACAUUAAUUGACAGCGACAUUGAACUCUCUAAGGAACACCAACCAGCAGCAGAUACUGCAGGAAGCCGGGUACUGGAGCAGUCAGUGGGGGAAUGGCUGGAACACGUGGGCUUUCCACAGUAUGAGAGUAAGCUGCUACUAAAUGGAUUUGAUGACCUGCGCUUCAUGGGCAGUAAUGUAAUGGAAGAUGAAGACCUUAGAGAAAUUGGCAUCACAGACCCAGGUCAUAGGAAGAAAAUUCUUCAUGCAGCAAAAAGUCUACCAAAGGUGAAAGCUCUGGGUUGUGAUGGCAGUACCUCACUGGCCUCUUGGCUGGACAAUCUAGGUCUUGGGGAGUAUCACCACAACUUUUUAUCCAGUGGCUAUCGCACACUUGAGUGUGUGAAGAAUCUGUGGGAGCUGGAGAUUGUCAAUGUGUUAAAAAUUGUCCUUCUUGGCCACAGAAAAAGAAUAAUUGCUUCCAUUGCAGAGCGACCCUAUGAGGAAGCACCUUCAAAGUCUAACCACUUCUCCCAGCUUAAGAUUCAAGAUCUCUUAUCUCAAAACCCAGCACCUCUUGGUUAUAUGGACCCUUAUACGAGUCGCUCGAUGGACACACUACUGCCACUGGGGGAUUAUGGAAGAAGAGGCAGAGGGCUAGAUCAGGAGUGCAGUGUCUCACUCCGCUCUUACAAUGAGAGGCCACGCUCACAUGACCGGCAUACAGAUCGACACAAGGAAUCCCGGCGGACCCCAAGCCAGUCUGCUACAUAUACCACUGUUUCCACAUGGCACCACCAUCCUGAAAAACUCAUCACAGAGGCUUGUUGCUAUGAAGCUAGUUACCUUGGGUCUGUCAUAAUCAAAGACCUUCGAGGUAUUGAAUCUACGCAGGAAGCCUGUUCAAGAAUAAGGAAAUCAAAGGACCACAGGAAAGGCCCUGUCAUAAUUCUCUCCAUCACCUACAGAGGAGUCAAGUUCAUUGAUGCAGCCUCUAAGGCUAUCGUGGCAGAGCAUGAGAUCCAGAACAUCUCUUGUGCGGCUCAGGAUCCUGAUGAACUUCGCACUUUUGCAUACAUUACAAAAGACUUAAAGUCGGGGAACCACUUCUGCCAUGUUUUCACUACAGUUGAAGUGACACAAACCUAUGAGAUCAUCUUGACUCUAGGCCAGGCUUUUGAAGUGGCCUAUCAGAUGGCUCUUCAGGCACAGAAGGCACGACGUCAUAGUUCUUACAGUGGGGCAAACUUUGAGAUCAUUGAACCCAAGAGCAGACCAGUCUCAUCUCGCAACAGCAUGCGCCGCACAAUGGGAGUCCCUGUGCCUGAAUGUCGCUGCUGCUACUGUCACACCUGCUCUGCCCAUCGCCCCUCCUACCUCCCACUGCCCUCUGUCAGCCCUGGAGUUCAGAUGGAGCCUAUCGAGCAGGAGACAGACGUGCAGUCCUUGGGCAGCAGCUGGCACUUUGACCCUCGUGAUCCCGCCAGGCCGGCCUGCAGUGCCAAGUACGAGACCACCAUAUUCUGAAGUGGGGACAACAGUCCUAACCAGCUGCCCUGUUAAGCCACUUGCCCCCUGAGAGAACUGUAGUGCCCUGUGCCUUCUCACUGUGAAUUGUAGCUUCCCUCAGGGCAAGAUCUGCUCCCUGAUCUCUCUCUCUCGCUCUCUCUCUCUCUCUCCCUCCCUCUUUCUUCCCCUCCCUACAACUCAUCUGUGCAGUUUUCUUGGAGAGCCAUCUGCCAUCUUCUCCAUUUUGAAUUUCUGUCUAGAGUUCCUGGACACUGCCCUCCAGUUGCCAUUCUUGAAAUCUCUGUGCAGCCCUGACUUUUCAGACACUCUUUUUGUAUCACAAUGCUGAACGUUAGCAUCUCAUAUCAAAGGAUUUUGCCUCUGUAAAGCCUCUGAGCACAAGCUGAAGUGUAGCUGUUUAUCAAGUCUUGUAUUUAAGAUUGCAUCUAGAUAUUUCUGCUCUUUUAGAGACAUAAACAUUAGCAACACAAAAUUUUUGUUUGGAACAGCAAUACUGUCAGUGCCAAUGUCAAGCAUAAUUUCAAACACCCAGUUCAUCGCCACUGUAGAUGCAAAUGUGUAGCAAAUUCAUUGCAUUCUGCACCCAAGCACAGUAUCUGUCCCCACCUCCACUGCUGAUUAUUUCUAGCUUGUCCCAUAUUUCUGUAGCACUUAUUUCUACACCAGUGCACAGUUCACUGUUCACAAUUCUCACCCAGUGCUUCCUUAACUCCUACUUUCUUUUGUCCUACUGGAAAAUAUACAAAUGUCAACACAUAUGUUCAGUUCCAGUUUUGCAUAAAAUAUAGCUUGGGAUUAGAAAUGCAAUAAUAAAGAUGGAAACAGGUCAGAGGCCUGAUAAAGUUCAAAUGCACAGCACAAAUAUGAGGUCCGAUUCCCUAGUUAUGGUCCUCAGUUUUUUUUAUAUAUAUAUAUAAAUCAUAAUGAUGUUGUGGGUUGCAUUAAUAAUCAUUGUUCUUCCUCCUUACUUUAGCAUAUAUGUGGCACCACCAGGGCUAUGACUAAGUGUGAUAAAUUGCAGCAUGAAUCUGAAUGACUUACGGUUUGAAACCAUAAGCAGUUUUGUAUUUGUAUUCGUAAAAUGUAACAUCACUUAGUAAAUACAGCAUUUGUGCAUAUGUGUUCA
Tachysurus vachellii is the source of this 3135-nucleotide messenger RNA. RefSeq names its product ankyrin repeat and sterile alpha motif domain containing 1Ab (gene anks1ab). Gene Ontology annotation, molecular function: protein binding. Lineage: Eukaryota; Metazoa; Chordata; Actinopteri; Siluriformes; Bagridae. Gene Ontology annotation, cellular component: cytosol. The coding region runs from base 207 to 2006 and encodes 599 amino acids. The record is from RefSeq and is a predicted model, not a curated record. The transcript is spliced from 14 exons.